Molecule: messenger RNA, 1828 nt
Organism: Bolinopsis microptera
Lineage: Eukaryota; Metazoa; Ctenophora; Tentaculata; Lobata; Bolinopsidae
Exons: 1
Coding region: 6-1325 (439 amino acids)
Source: RefSeq, a predicted model, not a curated record
ACAACAUGAUGUCGGUAACCCUAAAGAAACCGGUUAUUAUCGGACUGACUUGUGGAGCCCUGUUUGUCCUCUUCCUCCUUCACCAGCACUACACUGCGUACCCCACCCGUCUCAAACUCCCUUCCUCCUGUAUCCGACCAGACAAUAUCGAGAACCUUCUAGAUAUUCUCAACACUUCAAAUUCAGGGGUGAAGAGACCCAAAUGUUAUGAAGCUCUCAGGGGGCUAAUGGACAGGAUUUACAGGGUGGAGAUCAGCGGAGCUGAAGUUAGGGUUCCAAAGAGCAUGGUAGAGUUGGUGAGGGACAAGUGGUUCGGCGGAGAUGUUGAUCUGUACGCAAAGUUCGAACAUCCCAGAGUUAUGAUUGUUUCUGAUAGGUAUACCUCGCAGACGUCCACUGUGAACCCACUCAGAGCGUUGCGACCCAAACCCUCAAAUGGCGGCGAGGAAAAGCUCGCCGUGGAAAAGAUUAUCGCGGACAGCAAGCCUGGAUGUAACUUUUGUAACGAUAAGCAAACCCUAGAGGAUACUUUUGGAAGGGUUUAUUGGGAGAAAUCUCACAUUUUCACGGCAGAAAACGCGUUCAGGUUCUACGACUACACGGGAAUGGUCAUCCCAGCAGACAUUCAUAAUUUCAUGGAUGUUGAUGCUCAGACGUUCGAAACAAUGCUGACAUACUCCGCUUUAACUUGGUUUGGGAACAUCCACGAGAGGCACCCGGAGAAGACUCACCCUGUUUUGGUUUGGGAUGUUUUGGGGAAAGCUGGAGCAAGUCAGGUUCAUCCUCACAUUCAGAUGUUCGUAGGAUCUGGAUUUUAUCCAGGAAAGUUUGGGGAAAUAGACGACGCAGGGAAAAGAUAUAAAGCUGACACAGGAGGGAAUUAUCUUCAGGAUAUCGUAGAUCUUCAUAUUGCACUGGGAUUGGGAUUCAAACAUAAAUCUGCUGCAGUGAUUGUGCCAAUAAACCCAACUAAGGACCGUGAGAUUUGGGUGGUUGGUAAGGACAAUGUGUUUGAUUGGGCCUGGCUUUAUUUCAUAUCAUUCCGAGCUUAUAUCGAGGAGCUCGAAGUUUAUUGCGUCAGUCAGGGCAUAGCCUUGCCGACCGCAGAAAUUGCCCAAACUUCAAUAAUGAGCGAAUCAGGGGAGUUGAUGAUAGUAAAGAUGGGCGCUAGGGGAGAUUGCACAAGUCCAUACAACGAUGUUAGUUCCUUAGAACUAUACUCCGUAAACAGUAUUUCUACUGAUUAUUAUGAAACGAUUGCGGCAGUUCAUAAAACUUAUGAAACGUAUAAGACUAAAAAUCCUGAAAAGUAUGAGGGUGUUUGAAUUUGAUCAACUUUUUAGAUUGACGCAGAAUGAAUAUGAUGUUAUUCAAGAUAUCAAUUUUACGAGAUACCAGAGAUUUUUUCCUAUUUGGUGAUUGUGUUAGGAUAAUGUUCAGAUAAUGCACGUUCAGUUAUAAAAAUAAGAAUAAAAUUCAGUUAGACUAUAAAACGUUUUACUAUUGUAAAACUUAUUUUUAUAAUUGCAUUCGCAGUUUUAUGUUUGUACCGUUAUGGAGCAGAGUUGUUACGUUAUGAGAAUGUAUCGUCAGAUGUUAGGGACAGAAGAUCUUAUAUUUUAUAUUGACGAAGAAGGAAUGAUCGCCUCAGCUUAGAAUAGUACAUAUUAUAUUAUAUACUCUGUAUUAUAUAGAGUAUUUUAAUCGUUAUAUUACCAUUACGUAAGUGUUGAUUAUCUUAAUUUUCAAUCAGUAGUUAACAUGGCAUUUAUUUAUCGUUUGUUUUGUAAGAAACCAUGAAAUAUAUAUUUUAUCUAAUUGUGUACGG